UCAUCGAGCAAAGUUCAUUUAUAAGUGACCUGUCAUCUUCCGCUGCAACAGGUGAGGGCUGAGGCUCGACUUUCCAACUUCUUUAGACGUCCUCGCACUUCUCCACAGUCCUGAAAGAGCUUUAACCAUGGCCACAAACGUCCAAGAAAACAUAUAUGAACAAAUAGAAGAGACAAAUGAAAACAUAUAUGAAAAGCCAUAUGAGAACAUAAACAACAACCCAGAGCCGAAAUAUGAGAAUCAAGGCGAGAGUAAGGAAAUUCCAGAGGAACCGCUGUACAGCACGGUCAAUCAACCGUCUCCAGACUAUAUAAAUACGAGAGGAACAUCUCAAGAGGAAGAAGAACAGCCUUCACCAUCCAGUGAACCAGGAGAGCAGCUCGAAAGCGAGAUCAUGGUGGCCUCUCUGCCAAAUGGAGAUUUUUACGGAUCUUCAUCUUUAGAGGAAACUGGAGACCCUUGUGAUGACCAGCCCUCAUUGGUCUACGAAGACCUGCUCAUGGCUUACAGUCUCCCAGAAGACAGAUCUCCAGAACCUGAGGAGGUAGUUGACUACAGCCUGAAGGACGUGGAGAACAGCGCCGUGGAAGAGCCAGCUGCAGUUCCCGACCCGAAUCAGCCUAAUAUUGCGCUUUUUGUCAAGGCUGGUUGUGAUGGCGAGAGCAUCGGAAACUGUCCAUUCUCCCAACGUCUCUUCAUGAUCCUCUGGCUCAAAGGUGUGGUCUUCAACGUCACCACUGUUGACCUGAAGAGGAAACCAGCUGAUUUGCACAAUUUGGCUCCAGGCACUCACCCUCCUUUCUUGACCUUCAACGGUGAGGUGAAAACCGACAUUAACAAGAUCGAGGAGUUUCUGGAGGAGGUUUUGGCACCACCAAAGUACCCCAAACUUGCAGCCAGGCACAGGGAGUCAAACACAGCUGGGAAUGACAUAUUUGCAAAGUUCUCAGCUUUCAUAAAAAACACUAAGCCAGAUGUGAAUGAAGCUCUGCAGAAGGGUUUGACAAAGGCACUCACAAAGCUGGACGAGUACCUGAACAGUCCUUUGCCCGAUGAGGUAGAUGCUGACAGCAUGGAGGAGGAGAAGGCCUCCAACCGCAAGUUCCUGGACGGGAAUGAUCUGACUCUGGCAGACUGCAACCUGCUGCCAAAGCUCCACAUAGUGAAGGUGGUUGCCAAGAAAUAUCGGAACUACGACAUUCCAAGUGAUUUGACAGGCGUGUGGCGUUACCUGAACAAUGCUUAUGCACAAGAAGAGUUCACCAACACCUGUGCCGCCGACAACGAGAUCGAAUUAGCAUAUAAGGAUGUGGCUAAAAGGCUAACUAAGUAAACAGAUGAACACAUUUGACACAAAUAGACUUGGGGUAGCUCAUUUCUUGGGGAAGAGAUGAUGUUUUCCAUGUAAUUCAAAGUUGUUGAUCCCGAACUACAAGUUAGUAGUUUCAUUCAUCCAGGGUCCUGAUAAUCAUAAGGACUGGUGCUCUGAUAUAAUUAUUAUGAAAUAUGAAUAUAAAAUAUCAGCUCAUAUUCACCAGUCAUCUCAUCUAAACAUUGUCCCAAGCGACUUUCUAUUGUAUCUCUAUUUAAAGAGAUUUCACAUUA
Molecule: messenger RNA, 1605 nt
Organism: Sinocyclocheilus grahami
Lineage: Eukaryota; Metazoa; Chordata; Actinopteri; Cypriniformes; Cyprinidae
Product: chloride intracellular channel protein 5-like
Exons: 6
Coding region: 128-1333 (401 amino acids)
Source: RefSeq, a predicted model, not a curated record